AUGGCAUCUUCUCAAUCAGCACGAAAGCUCAGAGUGGGAAUCGUCGGCGCCGGGGACGUCGCUCAAGUUGUUCACCUCCCAACUCUUGCAUUGCUCAACCAUCUAUACUCUGUGAUAUCCAUCUGCGAUAUUUCACAGCAGACUGUUGACCAUGCCGCAGCCAGGUUCAAUGUCUCGCACAAGACCAUCAAUCCCUCCGAGACCAUCUCCCAUCCAGACGUCGAUCUUGUCAUGAUCUUAGCCGCCGACGAAUACCACGAACCGCUCUGCAUAUCAGCUCUCAAAGCUGGGAAGCUCGUUUUUAUAGAAAAGCCCAUUACACUUUCGAUGCCCUCUGUCCAACGAAUAUUGGAGGCCGAGAAAGCUACAGGUGGGAACAAGAUCUUCGUUGGUUAUAUGCGUCGAUACGCGCCUUCGUUCACCGAAGCCUUCCUGCGAGAAGUUGCCAGCAUCCCUCGAAUUAUGUACGCAAGAUCUAGGGACAUUAUCGGCCAGAACGAACAUUUUGUCAACCAGAGUGGAACGAGUCCAAGGAAGUAUACAGACUUCCCAGCGAACGCUGCACAAGACCGGAAGGUUCAUUUGGACAAGUUGUUCGCAGAGGCAUUUCCAGGUCGAGCUGUCUCUGAGAAAGAUAUCCAAUAUUGCCGUUUUCUGGGUAGCCUUGGCUCUCACGAUCUGUCCUUGAUGCGUGAAGCUCUUGGCUUUCCAGAAUCUGUCACUGGUGUCUCAGCCAAUGAGCCAUUCUACUCUGCAAUGUUCAACUAUCGGAACAAGUCUGGAGAGCCCUUUUCCGUCACGUACGAGAGCGGGAUCGACCAUGUUCCUCGAUUUGAUGCGCAUUUAGCCGUGUAUGGAGAACGGAAGACGGUGAGCAUUCAGUACGACACGCCGUUUGUCAAAGGCUUGCCUAUCAAAGUCAAAGUCGACGAGUUCAACGAGGCUGGAGAGUCGUCUUCGAGCGAGAUAUUGUCCAGCUUCGAAGAUCCAUAUACUGUCGAAUUGAAGGAAGUGUAUGAAUGCUUUGUCAAUGGGAAGGCGAUCAAGACCACAGCAGCGGAUGCUUCGAUGGAGUUGCAGCUGUAUGAUAUGAUGUACAAGCAGCUUGCAAGGCAAGGCUAG
Mollisia scopiformis is the source of this 1122-nucleotide messenger RNA. Its product is annotated as NAD(P)-binding protein. The record is from RefSeq and is a predicted model, not a curated record. Gene Ontology annotation, biological process: NADPH regeneration. Gene Ontology annotation, molecular function: oxidoreductase activity; nucleotide binding. The transcript has 2 exons. Gene Ontology annotation, cellular component: cytoplasm. NCBI's taxonomy places the organism in Eukaryota, Fungi, Ascomycota, Leotiomycetes, Helotiales, Mollisiaceae. Bases 1 to 1122 code for a protein of 373 amino acids.